AUGAUGAAAGGAUAUCGCUGGGGUCUCAACCCCCAUAUCCUCAAGAUCCUCUAUAACACCGUCACCGAGAAGAUCGUGACAUAUGGAGCAGCUGUCUGGGCCUUAUCGAUGCAGGGCAGAAAAGUAAAGCAUUUGCAAAGCAUCCAACGGCCGUUUUUAUUAAAUAUCACGAGAGCAUUUAGAACUUCCCCGACCAAUGCACUUGCAGUCCUGGCUGGCAUACUACCCUUGUCCAUUAGUGUCGAGAAGGAAGCUACGUACCAGAUAGUCAAGCAACUCGGCCAAACAACGCAAUUUGGGGAAGAGGUGUUUACUGCAGAUAACCUCGAAAAAGCAGUCAUCAGCCUUGACAGGCACCCGUCUUUGCAAGGACGGGGUGUUAAUGUCAACCUAAAGCAGACUACAAGAUCCACGAACAUAGAUGUUACCUAUUAUACGGAUGGAUCUAAAAUAGACGACAGUGUGGGCUGUACAUAUGCAGCACUUAAAGAGGGUAGAAUAGUAUGCCAAUGGAAGGGGCAUUUGGAAGCGCACAAUAGUGUGUUCCAAAGCGAGGCCACAGCUAUAAGCUAUGCACUGCAAGCGAUAAUUCAGCAGAGGCUAUACAAUAGUUACAUAAUAACAGACAGCCUGUCUACGUUAUACGCCAUACUUAACCCCACCCACAGUUCUCCAAUAAUAGCAGCUAUUCAGGAAUACCUCCGUGCUCAUAAAGAAUUAAAAAUUAAUCUAGAAUGGACGAAAGCCCAUAUCGGGAAUCAUGGUAAUGAGACUGCAGAUCAGCUUGCAAAAGAAGCAGCCCAUAACGUCGAAGCAGUCCCAGUACAAAUCCCAUGGCCGGUUUCUCAUUUAAAACGGAAUCUGCGCGCCACAGCUCUAGCAGUCUGGCAGGCUGCGUGGGACAACGAAGACACAGGCCGCCGAGCGCAUACAUUUCUGCCUAAAGUAGAUAAAGAACUACUGGUUACACGGCCACAAAUGGCAUACUACAUCACAGGGCAUGGGCCCUUUCCAGUAUAUUUCGAGAGAUUUGGAAUCUCCAAUUCAGAUCAGUGCUGCUGCGGCGAUCUGGGCACAGCAGAACACUACGUUCUUAAAUGUCCUCUCACGGAAGGAAUGCACAUUCCGUUCCCGCAAACGAACAGGGAGGCAUUCAACAAAUUUAUAAUCAAGCAACGACACCAGACCAACAAAAUCACACAUAUAGUAGAUAAGCUAAUGGACAUAGGUCCAGACUUAUACCAUGUGUAA
Stegodyphus dumicola is the source of this 1251-nucleotide messenger RNA. RefSeq lists its product as uncharacterized. The record is from RefSeq and is a predicted model, not a curated record. Lineage: Eukaryota; Metazoa; Arthropoda; Arachnida; Araneae; Eresidae.